GGCUUUAUCUUCUCUGUUCCACAAGCCCCUUCAACUUCUGCUACUGCCAAUGCCUUAGCAAUCACAGAAAGCCUAGAUUUUGCCUUACUUCCUUGACUAAUCAAAUCAGAGAAGAAGCAUGUGAGAUAUUCGGGGUGAUCUCAGAUUGAAAUCCCCAGUCACAAUGGUGCAUUUAUCAAUCAGAAAUAUCCAGGCUGCCAACAUGAUCUUCUCCUCCUGGGCCUUAGUCUUCUUGGCCAUAGGAAUCAUCAUAGAAGAAUGGGCAGAACUGACAUUUGAACCAAAGCAACAUAAACUAAUCCAUAAUCCAUGGAUAUGCUGCAAUCCUAUUUGGCCAGAAGGUAGAUUGGAGGUGGUCAGGAACUUGCUGAUUUUGGUCCUCAACCUUUCCUUCUUCCAUAACUUGCUCCUGGGUCUUGAAUUCACCUAUAUGAUUCCUCAAACUAAGCUCAUUCUCUUCAUGACGGCCUACAUUGCUGUCCUCACAGGUAACUUUCCAUCACUCCUAACACAGGCUUGGAGGCAUAGGGUUUGUAUCUUUCUGUUCUGUGCGCUCAUACUGUAUCAACAAAAGCUAAAGGAAGGUGAAUCCAUGUAUUACUCUGGUUAUAGGAUCACCUGGAUCAUUUUCAUCACCUACAUAAAUGUUUUCCUCUUAAUUGUCUCUGGAUUCCUCUCUUUCCUACAGUACAAGCAUUGCAUCGAUGGUUGUGCCUGGCUAACCAACAUCCCUAAGUCUGCCAGAGAGAGUCAGGUUAUGGAGCCAUCUGGGGCUUCUAUCAAAGUUAUUUCAUUACCAGCAAGCAGGGAAAUGCCUCGCAGUAUUGUCCGUGUGCACUCCGCUCAUGUAAAAGAAGCUUCUCCAAACAAAGCACACAUCCAAGCACGUCGUGUAACCUGGGCUGUAUGAUGUGACAGUUUAUUUUUCAGUGUAUAUUCCUCAUAAUGGAAACAGCCUAUGUGUAUGUGCCGUGUGUGUAUCCAACUAUCUUGUCUCUGUUUGGUUUAUGUAAAUGACUAUGACUCAGUUGGGGUCUAUUAGAAUAUCCAAAAGGCUUUAAAUUUUUUUUUUUUUUGGUAAAUCUUGGCCAGCUUCUA
This is a messenger RNA of Sus scrofa (pig), 1098 nucleotides long. Lineage: Eukaryota; Metazoa; Chordata; Mammalia; Artiodactyla; Suidae. The record is from RefSeq and is a predicted model, not a curated record.